CUCUCUCUCUCUCUCUCUCUCUCUCUCUAUCUCUCUCUCUCUCUCUCUCUCUCGUUUUAAUUUCUAGAAGCCCUCCCCUCCCUCCCUCCGAAAGCUUCAUGAGUAUUCAACAUAUAUGAACCAUGCUUUAGUUAUGGAUUUUUUCUAUAUCAUCUUCAACUUUUUAGCUACUAGUCUCAUACUAAUCACCAUAGCCUGUUCACUUCUCAUCCUCAAAAUCUUCAUCGGAAAGUCAAUCAGAAACCCAAAAUACUCUCCGGUCGUCGGAACUGUAUUUGGUCAACUCUUCUACUUCAACACCCUCCAUGACUACCUAGCUGAUAUUGCCCGGAAACACCAUACUUUCCGGCUUCUUGCCCCUGAUCAAAGCGAGUUAUACACAACCGACGUUAGAAACAUCGAAUACAUACUUAAAACCAAUUUCGACAACUACACGAAAGGCCAGUAUAAUAAGGACGUAAUUACAGACUUGUUUGGCCAUGGGAUCUUCGCUGUUGAUGGCGUUAAGUGGAAGCAGCAGAGGAAGCUUGCAAGUUUCGAGUUCUCGACUAGGGUUUUAAGAGACUUCAGUUGUGCCGUUUUCAGAACCAACGCAGCAAAACUAGUCAGGAUCGUUUCUCAGUUUGCCAUGGUCAACGAAGUCUUUGAUAUACACAAUUUGCUGAUGAGAAGUGGCUUGGAUUCGAUUUUCAAAGUUGGGUUCGGAGUGGAUCUGGAUUGCCUAGAAGGAUCUAAUGAAGAAGGGAACUCAUUUAUCGAUGCGUUUGAUGAUUCAAAUGCUUUGACUUACUGGCGUUACGUAGAUCCCUUAUGGAAACUUAAGCGUUUUCUUAAUAUCGGGUGUGAAGCUUCUCUUAAGAAGAACAUCAAAUUGAUCAAUGAUUUCGUUCUCAAGCUGAUAAGCAGAAGACGAGAACAACUACAAACACAGAAACACCAUAAUCACAAGGAGGACAUACUUUCAAGAUUUUUGAUCGAAAGUGAGAAGGACUCAGACAUGGAUGAUCGAUAUCUCAUGGAUAUAAUCCUAAAUUUCAUCCUAGCUGGAAAAGAUUCUAGUGCGAAUACACUUUCUUGGUUUUUCUACAUGCUUUGCAAGAAUCCAGCAAUACAGGAUAAAGUUGUAUCAGAAAUAGAAGAACAUAUCGGGUAUCAAUUAGAAAAUGGGGAUAAUGUUGAAGAUUUUGUGGAGCGGAUUAACGAUGAAAUACUUGAGAAAAUGCAUUAUCUCCAUGCGGCUUUGUCCGAAACCUUGAGGCUAUACCCUGCAGUGCCCGUGGAUGGAAGAGUUGCAGAAUCAGAUGACAUUCUACCCGAUGGUUAUGAGUUGGAAAAAGGGGAUGGUGUGUACUAUAUAUCGUAUGCCAUGGGAAGAAUGUCUUACAUUUGGGGAGAUGAUGCCGAAGAUUUCAUGCCCGAAAGAUGGCUAAAUGAUAAUGGCAUUUUCCAACCACAAUCUCCUUUCAAAUUCGUUGCAUUUCAUGCUGGUCCUAGAAUUUGUUUGGGGAGGGAUUUCUCUUAUCGUCAAAUGAAAAUAAUGUCGAUUGCUCUUAUUCGGCCUUCAUCUCGUCGCAAUUCCAAGAACAUAAUGAAUAGGAAUUAA
Molecule: messenger RNA, 1603 nt
Organism: Lactuca saligna
Lineage: Eukaryota; Viridiplantae; Streptophyta; Magnoliopsida; Asterales; Asteraceae
Source: the annotation of a GenBank genome assembly